UAUUGGCUGCUGGUUUUCUCUGCGCGUUUGCGGCCGGAGCGCGUUUUUUCCCCAUUUUAAAAUCAGAUUAAUUUUUUUAAAAUUAAAGUUGAGGCCGCUCUCGGGUGAAUUAUCGCCGGGUUCAGUUGCGUGACGAUGAGGGUGAAAGUGGUGGAGGCGGACGCCGAGUUCCAGCCCGAGCUGACGAACGCCGGCUGCAGGUUAGCGGUCGUGAAGUUCACUAUGAAAGGGUGUGGACCUUGUGUGCGAAUUGCUCCAGCUUUCAAUGCAUUGAGUUCCAAAUACCCACAUGCUGUUUUUCUGGAAGUUGAUGUGCAUCAGUGUCAGCAAACCGCAACAGCCAAUAACAUCACAGCAACACCAUCUUUUUUGUUCUUCCGAAAUAAAGUGAAAAUCGACCAGCUUCAUGGAGCAGACGCUAAUGGAUUAGAAGAAAAAAUUAAGCAGCAUCUAGAAAAUGAUCCUGGAAUUGAAGAUUUGGACAUUCCAAGAGGAUAUAUGGAUCUGAUGCCAUUUAUAAAUAAGGCUGGCUGUGAAUGUCUAAAUGAAAGUGAUGAAUAUGGAUUUGAUAAUUGUCUACAGAAAGACACAACUUAUUUGGAAUCUGAUUGUGAUGAACAACUUCUUGUGACAAUAGCAUUUAACCAGCCAGUCAAACUUUAUUCAAUGAGGCUUCAGGCUCCUGAGAACGGCCGUGGACCCAAGUUUGUAAAAAUAUUCACCAAUCUGCCACGUUCAUUUGAUUUUGAUGAUGCGGAAAGAAGUGAACCAACUCAAACUCUGGAGUUAACGCCAGAUGAUGUUAAAGAAGAUGGAGUUGUCCCACUGCGUUACGUCAAAUUUCAGAAUAUUAAUAGUGUAACACUUUUUAUCAAAUCCAACCAAGGUGAUGAGGACACCACAAGAAUUAACUAUCUUGCAUUUAUUGGAACCCCUGUGCAAACCACAAAUAUGUUGGACUUCAGGCGGAUUGCUGGAAAGAAAGGAGAAAGCCACUAACUGAUUGAAGGACAAAACAGGGUAUACAUCGAUAGGACAACGCUCAGCCAAUAUUGUACUUUCAGGAUCUUUACAAUAUCAUCAACACCAUGACUCUCGAUUUGGUUCUCUUGUUUCCAGAUAUGAAAGCAAAUCAUUCGGUUCAAAUAUUUUGUGGAUUAUUCUUGAAUGUAAUAAACUGGUUUAAUUAUUUUUGGCAAAUGGGAAAAUCAACCUGAAGGUCUCAUUGGAUUGCACCUGGAAGUUAGAGUUGUCCACUUAGUCUUGCUGUAACUAGCCAGCCUAAACGUGGUGAUUCUUCUCAAAUCUUCACAUGGAUUCCGGUGGGUGAGCAGGUAGCUGUUCCUCUGAAUUUAUGAAGUAAUAAAGUGAUUGCAUUUGCUGUCUGUUGACUCCAAUGCUAACAGUGUUGAAUAAUUAAAAUAAUGUUUACCUAAUAGUGACAACUGUGAUUUUUCUUUAAAGUCAACAGCAGAUACAAUUAAAGAAGGAUUUGGAUAUGGCUUAAUUCACCAGAUUAUUAACUUUUUACACUAGGUCUAGUUCAAAUUUGAUCUGGCUAGCCUUAAACAACUUCUGUCCUUCAAUCUUAUGAAAAUGUCAAGUGCCUCUUUGCCUUGCGAUUUCUUCAGAAAGAUAUUAGAGCAUGUGACUUUGUCAGUGAGGUUGAAUGAGUCUAAUUAUAAUUUGCAUUGGCCCACUUGUAAUUCAGUGGGAAAGCCUGGAAUCAGACCUCGCCUCCCACCCCGACCACCUGGAUUUAAGUUUCACUGCAUACUCCUGAUCAUAUCUAAUUCUCCAGUUUUGUAUGGCAAAAGUACUGUGUUGUCGAGCGUGCUGUGGAUAUUGAAGCUCUGUCUGCUUCUGUCUCAGGAGAGACAGAGAGGAGCUUGGGGAUUAGGCCCAGCAUCUUGUCCAAUAUUUAACCUGCAAUCAGCCUCACUGAUGAUAGGACCUUUGUCAAAUUGCUGUACAUGGGAGCCUGGGUGUUCAAAUUCACUAAACUGCAACAGUAAGUUUUAGAGCUGUUAUUUAAAGCAAAGGGAAAAUACUGGAUUUCAUUUGUAUGUUAAUUGGACUUUAACAGCAAGAAUUAAUGAAAAUUUGUAACAGCAAGAAAAAAACUUUUUUUUGACUAUGCUUUCCAUGUUGUGAAGAGCAAUCUACCUUCUUUUGUGAAUGCUGACUGCACCAGAAGGUUCAGUGCUGUCCUAAAACUUCAGCGCUCGAAAGUCACCUUAAACAAGGCUCCUGUGUAGUUCUAAGCAUCUAAUAUCUUUAACCUGUCCCAAUGGAAGUGAAAUUGACAUUCUGCUGCUCUGUGGAACAUGUAAAACAAAAUGAUUAUUAUAAAAUUAAAUUCUUACAACUAAGAUUCAAAGAUAUACCAGGCAUUUUUCAAUUAUUGAACAGUUAAUCCACAAGUUAGUGCUUGUUGGAUGAUUGUUUUGUUUUAGCAGAAUUCAUCUCAUAACCUGGGAUUUUGCCAUAGUUGGGGUGCAGUUGGAGUCAAAGAAAUUUUACCUGGAAGCUCUUGUCAGAGAGUAUAAUCAAAUGUUUAAAUUAUGGCAACACACAAAAUGCUGGUGGAAUGCAGCAGGCCAGGCAGCAUCUGUAGGAAGAAGUACAGUCGACUUUUCGGGCCAAGACCCUUUUGGGAUGUCAGUGAGACCUGAUGAAGGGUCUCGGCCUGAAAUGUCGACUGUACUUCUUCCUUUAGAUGCUGCCUGGCCUAUGUGUGUUGCUUGAAUUUCCAGCAUCUGCAGAUUUCCUUGUGUUUGCGUGUUUAAAUUAUGGGUCACUUUGGUUCCUGUGAUGAUGCAACGGACAGUAGAAGUUGUGGAGAGGUCAAUGAUAAACCCUUGGAACACACGCUAAAUGCUGGGGGAUCUUAGCAGACCUACUGAAUUCCUCCAGCAUUUUGUGUGUGUUGCUUUGGAUUUCUAGCAUCUGCAGAUUUUCUCAUGUUAAUAAGCCCCUGGAGGGCUUUGAACACGAGGUGAUUGUUAAAUAAGGAUUAGAUUUAUUUGUCUCUUACAUCAAAACAUAAAUUGCAAUGCUUCGUUUUACAUCAGCAACCAACACAGUGUGAGGAUGUUUUGGGGAACAAUCCACAUGUGUUGCCAUGCUUCUGGCAACGUAGAAUGCCCACACCUUACCAACUCUAACCUAUAUGUCUUUGGAACGGUGGCGAAAACCAGGGUACCCAGAGGUAACUCGAGGUAAUAGGGCGAGUGUAUAAAUUCCUUAUAGACAGCGGUGGGAGUUGAACCCUGAUUACUGGCACUGUUGCAGUGUUAUACUAACAGCUAUGCUACUGUGCCGCGCUGUAUAUGCGGUAGUAUAGCAAUUAGCAUAAUGCUAUUAUGGCCUCGGCAAAUGCAGUUAAAAUCUGCCACUAUCUCAGAGAAAUUUCUACAUUUUCCCCGUGACCAUGCAGUUUUCCUCUGGGUGUUCCAGUUUCCUCUCAUAUUCCAAAGAUGUGCAGGUUAAUGGAGUAAUUGGUCAUAUGGGUGUAAUUGGGUGGCAGGAGUUAAUUGAGGGGUUAAUUUGGGGUUACUAUGCUGUUACUCUACAUUAUUAGAGGAAGUAAAAUAAUUAAGGGUGAAGUGUUUUCCAUUAGACUAUUUGAAAUAUUGUUCGUGUAUUAAUGUUUAACAAUGCAUGUAAAAUGGCAAUUUACUUGCAAUUAGAUUUUUUUUUCACUUGUCAGCCUGAGUAUCAACAUUUCAAAUGUACUUCAUGUACCAUAAAGUACUUGAGGGCAUUAAAGUCUUGAAAG
This is a messenger RNA of Hypanus sabinus (Atlantic stingray), 3781 nucleotides long. RefSeq names its product thioredoxin-like 1 (gene txnl1). NCBI's taxonomy places the organism in Eukaryota, Metazoa, Chordata, Chondrichthyes, Myliobatiformes, Dasyatidae. The transcript has 8 exons. The record is from RefSeq and is a predicted model, not a curated record. Bases 136 to 999 code for a protein of 287 amino acids.